AGCGCGUAGCAGGUCGGUAAUGGGACUAAGAAUAGAUCUGUGCUGGGUUGUUCAUGGCUUGGGACGAGCAGAGGGACCCGGUGGUACAAGAGGCCUACCUGCUGGCCCGGGACUACAUUGCUUAUGUAACAGGGACAGCUACUGGCCCCGCUCCGUCUGCAGCCGCGUUAGCCCUGCGGCAAGCUAGCGACGAACUGCUGGAGAAAUUCCCGAUUUUUUUCAAACGCUGGCCCAAGGUUUUUAGAGGGGUCACCGAGGAACGGGCCUGCGACUUCCUCAUCCAGAUAGUGGAUGAGAAUUUCCAACAACAGCGGGAACGGCGGCACAGGCAGACGGGUUACGCCAUGGAGCUGCCAUGGAGCACGGUGCUCUCCGUUUAUGUGCUGGCAGGUCAGAUGGCCAUCAACUGCCAGAAGAAUGGAAUGGAACGUGCCCUGGGGCCUUUGGCAGAGACGGUGGGCCACUAUGUAGAAGAAAAUAUUUGCCCUCUUAUUAAGGAGAAGGAUGGAUGGGUGGGCUUUAUUGAACGCUUUAGUAGAAAAGAAGGGCUGGAGAAGAAGGUGCUAAGGACGUGCUGUGGCCUCCUGCUUGUCUGUGUGGCCCUCCUGCUCACCAGCUUCCUGUGGAAAAGAAAGAUGGCUUCCUCCUGACAUCCUCUAUCACCAGUUCUAGUCUGCGGUACAAGGACAUCAUGAACAAAAUGGCAGCAACAAUGGACGCAAACUGCUGGCGAGUAAGCGUGGAUCCCUUAUUGUACAGCGCUGCGGAAUAUGUUGGCGCUUUAUAAAUAAAUGUUAAUAAUAAUAAUAAUAAUAAAAAUAAUAAAUCCCGGGCACAAGGAUAGUGUUUUGCCUGUCCUCCCUCCAGCACCUUCUCCUACCCCAAAGGAAUAUGAAAAGGAUUCAAAUACAGGCAAUGCACACUGACGCCGGCAUACAAUGAAUGGACCAACUUGUAGCCAAUCAGAACAAUAGCCAAUUAGAGCAUUAGAAUUUCAUAUGGAUAGCCUGAACUGCAGCCAAUCAGAACAUCAGCCCAUUAUCAUGCUAUUCGCCGGUUGAUCUGCCAUUAAACGUUAUAUUGUGCUCUGCGUUUUUAUUCUG
This is a messenger RNA of Xenopus tropicalis (tropical clawed frog), 1103 nucleotides long. Its product is annotated as bcl-2-related ovarian killer protein homolog A. The coding region runs from base 54 to 650 and encodes 198 amino acids. The record is from RefSeq and is a predicted model, not a curated record. Gene Ontology annotation, biological process: regulation of apoptotic process. NCBI's taxonomy places the organism in Eukaryota, Metazoa, Chordata, Amphibia, Anura, Pipidae. The transcript is spliced from 2 exons.